Messenger RNA from Neopsephotus bourkii (Bourke's parrot), 2267 nucleotides. Its product is annotated as noggin-2-like. Bases 824 to 1462 code for a protein of 212 amino acids. The record is from RefSeq and is a predicted model, not a curated record. Gene Ontology annotation, biological process: dorsal/ventral pattern formation; negative regulation of cell differentiation; negative regulation of BMP signaling pathway. The transcript has a single exon. NCBI's taxonomy places the organism in Eukaryota, Metazoa, Chordata, Aves, Psittaciformes, Psittacidae.
GCAACGGCAGCACCGGGCACCGGCAGCGGCAGCAGCAUGGGUCGCCGGGGCUGCUGAGCGACCGAGCCCGCCCCUGCCCGCCCUCGCCGAGGAGCCGCGCGGAGCGGCGGGCGCCGCCAAGGACCGCACCGGGAGCCGGUGCCGGGGAUACCUCCUCCAUACACACACUCCGUCGCGCCGAGGAUGCUCCGGGGGCCCGCAGGCCCCCCCCCGCCGCUCGCCAUGAGGAGAAGCCCGGCCGGGCCGCGGGCGCUGCCGCAGCUGGCAGCAGCCGCCUGAGCCCCGCGCCUUGACGGUGCCCGCGCAGGGGCCGCCCGAACGGUCCGCCGUGACCCUUCCCCCCGCCCCUUGCCCUGCCCGCCCGGCUAUAAAGGAGGGUUUAUGCUCGGGCUCCGGUCUCACGCCAAACCCUGUCACACCGUCUAGACAAGCUGUCGUGGGGCUCGGCCCAGCUGUCACCAUGGCGAUGGAGACGAGUCCGCUGUGAAUUUUGGGGGGGAGCGAGCGAGAGCGGCGGCAGCGGAGGAGGAGGAGGAAGGCUCGGCCGCCGCCGUGCCCUGCCCUGCCCCGCGGAGGAGGCACGGACCCCCCGGCGCUCUCGGCCGCGGCUGGAGCCGGCCCGGCGGGGAGCCCCGGGGAGCCAGCGGCCGCGGAGCGAGCCUCAGAUGCGUCUGUCACACAACCCCGGCAGAGCUAUUUAAAGUAACGGGCCUCGCCGGACUUUUGUCUCUGCCUAUUUAUGAGUCCCCCAGAGUUGGCAGGCACCGCCGGGCAGCGCUAGGAGCCGAGCCCGCGGGGACGCCAGCGGGGGCCCGCCCGGAGCAUGACGGCGAUCCGGGCGCUGCUGCUCUGCUCCUGCCUGGGGCUGCUGCGCCCGGUGGGCGGGCAGCCCUUCCUGCGACUGCGACCCUCGCCCAGCGACAACCUGCCCGUCAAAGACAUUGUGGAGCACCCGGAUCCCGAGUACGACCCCAAGGAGCAUGACUUGGACGAGAGGACUCUGCGGAAGAAGCUGGGCAGCCAUUUCGACCCCGGCUUCAUGGCCGUGGCCGUGCCGGGACCGGCCAACGCGUCGGGCGCCGAGGCGGCGGCGGGGCGGGCGCGGGCGGCGCUGCCGGCAGAGCUGCGGCGGCUGGAGCUGGGCCCGCCCCAGGGACCGCGGCUCAGGGUGGGCAAGAAGGCGCGGCGGAAGGUGCUGCAGUGGCUCUGGGCGUACACCUACUGCCCCGUCCUCUACACAUGGAAGGACCUGGGCGUCCGGUUCUGGCCCCGCUACAUCAAGGAGGGCAACUGCUUCGCCGAGAAGUCCUGCUCGCUGCCAGAGGGCAUGUUUUGCAAGCCCGUCAAGUCGGUCACCAAGACCUUCCUGCGCUGGCAUUGCCAGGGCUGGUCCAGCCAGAAGUACUGCACUUGGAUCCCGGUGCAGUACCCGCUCAUCUCCGAGUGCAAGUGCUCCUGCUAACCCCCUCUGGCCUCGCCCCACCGCCUGGCAUCGCCCGCAUGAUUUUGGGAAAGGGGCUGUGAGUGUUUUCACACUGCCCAGCGCUGGGUGUUGGGGCGAGGAACCGGCUUGUAUGGUUUUCUUUCUUUUGUUUUUCUGGACUUAUUUUAAUGUUAUUUGAAAGGGGAAAAGCGAACCCAGGAACUGCAGGGCAGGCCAAAGGCACAGUAAAGCACUACAAUCAGAUGUCUAUUUUUAUACGUAUAUAGCCUUCUAACAAAAGGAAAAUAAAAAAAAAAAAUUACCAGCCGUGUAAAUAGAGAGAUUUUAAAGGAAAGGGAGGAAAUCGCAGUUGUUGGGGUUUUUUAUUAUUAUUAUAAUUAUUGUUAUUAUUAUUAUUUUAAAGACAUAGGACCACAUUUUAAACCCAUCCCCACAGAACCUGAGCACUUCUGUGCUGUAGGGAAGGGGAAAGAUUUCCCAUGAAGAUGAUUUUAUCAAAAGGAGAAAGGGAGAGAAGGGGGGGUAAAAGAAAGCAAAGCAGGAACGGCAGCAGCCCCCAAGAUGGUUGUUUCUCUGUGCUGUAUUUUGUCUUCUUCAGACCUUGUCACUGAUGUUUGAACUAAUUUGCCACGCUCUCUAGGGUUGGUUUUUAAAGUGUAUAACAAUUCAGGAGUAAAUUUUAAAGAAAAGUACAAAUCUAUGAAAGAGUGGAAUCGUUUUGUUGUGUGGGAAUGCAUAUAGUCAUGUAGAGACGUUAAAGGAAAUUUUCUGUGUACAGUUUAUUUAUUUUUAACGUUUGUGUAUAGGAAAAAAAACCCCAAAC